Colletotrichum lupini is the source of this 858-nucleotide messenger RNA. RefSeq lists its product as uncharacterized. NCBI's taxonomy places the organism in Eukaryota, Fungi, Ascomycota, Sordariomycetes, Glomerellales, Glomerellaceae. The coding region runs from base 1 to 858 and encodes 285 amino acids. The transcript is spliced from 9 exons. The record is from RefSeq and is a predicted model, not a curated record.
AUGGCCGUGAAUGGGAACGCAGAAAGAUCGGUAUCACUCCCCAAGCUUAGCGUGACCUCCAUGACAACCUCAGAUGCUCGCUCUAUCUGGUCGUACCUGAUGCACCUUGUUCCCGCCAUUAAUGAAGCGAGGAGGAAGAGCAUGUACUGUACGCUAUCCUUCGCUGCUCUAGACGGCAUGAACCACCAGGUGAACGUCGAGCUGAGAACCAUUCGGGCGUAUUCGCUGGUCGUCACCGACCCAACUACUAAUCCGGCCCUCAUUGGCUUAUCUAUGGGAGAGCGGACGGGAUCCCGAGUUUUCCAAUGGGUAUGGUCGCCGACGGCGCCCUCAAAUCCUCUCGCAUGGCUAAUGGGAUUCGGAAAACAAUCUCUCAAGUCAGAAAUUCGUCUCCGUGGCAUAUUAGUAGAAGAGCUACCAAUCUUCAUCUUAGACUCGUCCGCCGGACCACGGCAUUAUCCAGCAACCGGACGUCGGCGGUCAAGCAAGACCGACCCCGACAGACAUAGGAAUAAGUCGGCCACUUUUUUCUUUCGUUUGCCGCACUACGUUGUCCACCGGUUCUCGGGACCGACUCGGUGCUCUUCGGUGAGGUACGCUUACUUGAGAGCAGCGGGGGCUCUCCGAAUCACGAAUUCGCCGCUCAGACGUGGAGCUAAUGUAGCCCUACACGAUACAAUGUACAACAUGGCCGCCCACGGCUCUAGCGGGCUCGAGACUAGCGGGAUCAAGAAAAUGCUUGUAUCAUGGCCAACCGGUGGCAGGAAGCCGUCGACACACCGUCUGGAUCAGGGUCCGCCGGACGAGAUCCACCGAGUCAACAACUUUCGUGAUCGGAUCGGGAUUCGCUCUCGCUGA